AUGGCCACUCGGCGUUUUCCGCCUGCCUUGUCUCUCCCGCGCCACUUUCUCUGCGGAAGCACUGCAUUUUCUUCCAUGCGCGACACGAAAGCGAUAGCACGUACUGCCAACAUUGCCCAGCACAUGUCUGCAGCGCCGAGCCGUGCGGCGUCGAGCGCAGCGACAAGUCCCGUUACCGCACACAUGGACGCAUCGGUCCAGUACCUGAGCGAGGGCAGCACCCGCGUGAUUCAACUGAAUCGUGAGCGCGCAAUCAAUGCGCUUAACCAGGAUAUGAUCAACCGCAUCCGCGCUUCGCUGGAGGAAAUCAAAAAGUCGCCCAACGCUGCGACGGUCUUGCUUCGUGGCGUGGGGCGCGGCCUCUGCGCAGGUGGCGAUAUUAUGGAUAUUGUCCUCAAUGCGGACAAGAAGAGCAAGGAAGAGCGCCAGGAGGCCGUGCGCUUUUUCCAAACCGAGAUCGAAGCGGACUAUGCCAUCGCGACCCUCGCCGAUGCGUCCGCCGAGCUUGGGCGUCCGAAAUGGUACAUUUCCUAUAUGGACGGCAUCUCGUUCGGCGGCGGUAUUGGUCUCUCAAUUCACGCUCCUUUCCGCGUGUCCACCGAGCGCACGUUGGCAUCCAUGCCUGAAACGGCCAUUGGCUACUUUCCAGACGUAGGAGUUACGAGCCACUUUGCACGCAUGGAUGGACAAACGGGCAUGUACCUUGCGCUCACAGGCGAGCGCUUGAACGGAGCAGACACCUACCUGCUCGGCUUGGCUACUCAUUUUGUGCGCUCGAACCUGCUCGAGGAGCUGGCGCGUCGCUUGGCGGACAUGCCCCUCGACCAGGUCACCGAUGCAAAUGUGGUGAAUGCAUGCAUCGAUGAGUUUGCCUCGGAUCCGUAUGCCAGUGAUGCAGAGAACGGCGAAGAGCUUGCGCGCAACUCGCGCUUUCUGGGCGAUCGCCGCAUUGCACUCGACUACGCGUUUGGCCGCGCCAGCGUCGAGCAGAUUUUCGCAGCGCUCGGGGAGAUUGCCGCAGCGAAGCCAGACGCAGACGCAGUCAAGACACUUGCCACGCGUGGUCUCAGCCCCAUUCCCGACAUGGUCAAGCAGUUUGCAGCCGAGACGCUCGAGACGCUCAAGACGCGCUCCCCGCGCUCGCUCAAGGUCACCUUCAAGGCCAUGCGCAUGGCACGAGAAAUGACGUUGGAAGAGGUGAUGCACCAGUGUAUGCACAUCGCAACUGUGCUUACCGAUUUGUCCGUCGGUCGUGAUUUCUACGUGGGUGUGAUGCAUAUGCUGCAAAAGGAUCCCGCGACGGGCAAGCGCCGCACGGGCCAUGCAGCGUGGAACCCUGCCACCCUGGAAGAAGUGGACGAUGCUUUGCUCGAUGCUCUCUUUUUUAAGAAUGCCGACAGUGCACACAAGGCGGGCUUGCAGCUCAGCAUUCCUAAACUGGCCAACGUGCCGCUGUCUACCAACGCACGCGAUGAGCGCAAGAAACGUACCGCACAGCUGCGUGGUCUUGGGCCGCUGCAUUGGGAACCGCAGCACAAUCAGUUUGCGCUUCCCAGCGAGGCAGAGUGCGCUGCGCUCGCGGGGGGAUUCCACCCCGCCGCUGGGAGUUACGUGCAGAGCAACUCGGAGAUGAUUUUGACGUUGAUGCAGCACAAGCACGACAAGCCUAGUCUGCGCCUCAAAGUGGAGGACUGGCAGCGCCGUAUGGAUCUCAUGCGCAAGUAG
Molecule: messenger RNA, 1725 nt
Organism: Malassezia vespertilionis
Lineage: Eukaryota; Fungi; Basidiomycota; Malasseziomycetes; Malasseziales; Malasseziaceae
Gene: EHD3
Product: 3-hydroxyisobutyryl-CoA hydrolase
Exons: 1
Coding region: 1-1725 (574 amino acids)
Biological process (GO): L-valine catabolic process
Cellular component (GO): mitochondrion
Molecular function (GO): 3-hydroxyisobutyryl-CoA hydrolase activity
Source: RefSeq, a predicted model, not a curated record